GGGAAUCGUCACUCGAAGCGCGGAAAGCCUCUGAGCAGCAACAGCCGCAGCCCUGUGAGCCGGACCCAGCUUCGCUUCAUCCUCACGUUGUGCCACUUCUUAUCUUACAAUUCUAACUGGUCUGUCCAUGUGACAAAUACUGUAACCAAGCUUAUAUUUUACUGCAAAAUACUUGGAAAUAAUCUCGACCUUUGCGUGUUUCUCUUUUGCUCGGACGGAAUAAAGUGUCGACCAUCUCUGACAUCCUCACUAGAGAAAGUGUUCGUUGUGGGGCUAACAAAAGUCCAAGACAGCGUUUAACUCGCCCUAUGAAAAUGGACUCACAGUGAAAUUAUUCCACAUUGACCUCAUCAUCUCCAAAGCGCACCAACACUAAGCCCCUCCCCCCUGACCAGUUCCUCCCUCUAUAGGAGUAAGGGAGGCGUGGAUUGGAUGGACCUUCACCGGCCCUCCUUUAAGAUGGACAGCUCCUCCUACCUGCCCGGCCCCCUGGCCUCCCCAGCCCUGAUGGUGCUGGCCUCCACAGCCGAGGCUGGCCGCGAUGCCUCCAUCCCCUGCCAGGCCCCACGGCCUUUCGGGGUCCCCAUCUCUGAGAAGGACCUCCACCUCCCCUUCCCCUCCGGCUCCUACACAUUCGCCUCCAUGUACCACCGCCAGGGGCCCGUCUCCGGCCAUGGCCCCUUCCCCACCAGAGACUUCCCUGCCUCCCUGCUCCACCUCCACCCCCAGUUCCACCCCCCCAACCUGGACUGCUCAUCCUUGGGGAUGCUCAACCACAGCGGGGUAGGGGCCUUCCGACCCUUCUCCUCCCCGCCUGAGGAGAGGGAGGUCAGGGUUUAUCAGUCAGCCUUCACCCCUGCUAAGAGGCUCAAGGGCUGCUACACAGACUCGGAAAGGAAGCAGUAUGAGUUUGGAGGAGGGCGUAUUCUCUCUGGUUCGCCGUGGUCACUCAAAGCCGCUGAGGAUUCUGGGAGGAAGUUGUUUGCGGUGUCUGGCCUGCUGUCAGACAGUGAGGCCUUGUCCAGUCCUGAGGACCGUAAGGAAGGCUUAGGUAAGGGUAAAGUCCUGUAUGACUCCCAGGCCCCAGUGUGUCCUGUGUGCCAUGCUGUGUUACGACCAGGUGAGCUACAGGAGCACAUGGAGCAGGAGAUGGGCAGACUGACACAGUUACAAAUCAGUAUUAAUUCAGUGCAGAGGGACCAUCCAUUAGGGGCUUCCAAGUCCCUCUCACUAUCUCUGCACAUUAAACGUGAGGGAGGAUCCCCCACCUCUUCCCCCUGCCCACCUGAAGACCCCCACUCAGACAGAUACCAGACGUUUCUUCGUGUGAGGACCAACAGACAUACAAGACUGAAUGUCGAUGACCUCUGCUGGUGCAGGUGCUACGCCAAACCCACCCCAUUUCGCCCCCACAACGGAACCCCCCUAGCCCCAGACAGCACACAAACUGUCAGGAUCGGCAAGCUGAAGAGGAGGAAAGCUGACGAAGGCCAGGACAUUUUGGUGGACCUGGGAGGAGAGGUGGAGAAGUGGAGUGAGCGGAGGAGGAUACAUAUGACAUCCAUGCUGGGGGGGUUUAAAGGGUCGGUAUUUGUGAGCAGCAGCACAUCUAAUGAGGGCCGUGGUGACAGUGACGCUGACCUGGACGUUGAUGGAGAUGACACCCUGGACUACGGAAGAGCACAAUAUACAGAGGCAGACAUCAUCCCCUGUUCACAACGGGAGCCUGGGGAGGUGGAGGAGAGGAAAGCACAGAGGGGGGCAGUUUUAAAUGGUGGAACUCUGUCCAACAGAGUAACUCUGGAACAUUCAAAAUGGACAAAUGAGGAAAGUCCAUCCACCAGCAACGGAGAAUACAACAAACUUGACAACAGCAUAGCCUCCGUACACACGACCUGUAAAAACAGUGACAUAGAGAUGGUCUCUGAGGAUUCUGCAUUGACGACACUCAACGCACUAAAAACUCGGAUACGAGACCUAGAGAAGCAGUUGUCCAGAGGAGACAGAUACAAAUGUCUCAUCUGCAUGGACACAUAUACUACACCCCUCGCCUCCAUCCAGUGCUGGCACGUCCACUGUGAGGAGUGCUGGCUCCGCACACUGGGGGCUAAGAAGCUUUGUCCACAGUGUAACACCAUCACUUCACCUGGGGACCUGAGACGGGUGUAUCUGUGACAGGGCAGGGCCAGGGAAGCACAGACCUUUGAGGGGGACAUAAGGACAGCUGGCCUGUCAGAGACCACCCUCGUCUUUGCACCUUAACCUACACCCCACCACCUUCCGAACUGAGUAGGGGCGCACCUCAUGAAUAGAUGGCACCCAUCACUAGUUAUUGCGCAAUGAUCAGUCCUCAUGUCCUUUGACCUUUUAGGUUUGACAUUUCACCUUUGGUUUGCCCAGCUGGAUGGUAUUCAUUUGUACCAAGCUCACCUCAACCUUCAGUGAGCCAGGCCAGUUCUAAAAGUAGGACUCUGUGCUCAGUCCACUAAUUACCAGAAGGUAUUGCAUGUAAAUGACAAGAACUGAAGUCAUUUCAGCACUCUGGCACUGAAAGAAAGCUUUCAAAUGGAUUUAGAUCAAAACAAGCUUAAGAUACUCUUUGGACUAUUAUUAUAUACAGUAAACUGUUUUUUAAAAUAAUUAUUGUCUGUUUUUAUCAUGAUAAAGCACAUGUAAAUAGUUUGGGUGUGUUUGCAAUUAUGUAUGUGAAAAAGAUUAACACUUCCAUUGUGUUUACAGUCAUGUUCUUAUAAAGUAAUGCUUUUUGGAUAGUUAGGGUGGGAGGAAAGUGUGAACAUAACAAUUGUCAUAUUUUGAGAUUAAUUAUUUUGUGUUUGUCAUUGAAGUUGUGUUUCUUUGUACAGGAGUACAAAGUGUAAUUAAUCAAUGUUACAACAAUUUAAAUGUGGCUUUAAAAAAUAUGGUUAUUGCAUAAAUAUAUUGAAAAAAUAUCUAUACUAUCGAUAUCAUUGAAAAACAUUUAUUCCACUGAUUAUUGAUUUAGGCCUGGAUUCAAUCUGAUUGUGGAUCAUAGGCAUUGUGGCGUUUAAAAGCAAUGUUCCCGUGUUCACUGAGAUCUCAUUCACUGUAAAGCUGCAUUACAUUUACAUUUUAGUCAUUUAGCAGACGCUCUUAUCCAGAGCGACUUACAGUUAGUUAG
Coregonus clupeaformis (lake whitefish) is the source of this 3160-nucleotide messenger RNA. Its product is annotated as E3 ubiquitin-protein ligase RNF220-like. The record is from RefSeq and is a predicted model, not a curated record. Gene Ontology annotation, molecular function: metal ion binding; ubiquitin protein ligase activity. Bases 433 to 2175 code for a protein of 580 amino acids. NCBI's taxonomy places the organism in Eukaryota, Metazoa, Chordata, Actinopteri, Salmoniformes, Salmonidae. The transcript has 16 exons. Gene Ontology annotation, biological process: protein ubiquitination.